UAUCCUUUAGUAUUUUUUUUUUUCAGAUUUAAUAAAGACCCAAACCCCCCAAGGAACGAAGCUUGCGUUACUGUUACUCCUACAGUUCUCUUUUCAUUCAAAAGCUCUUUAAGCGACACAUUCUGGUGCAGUACGUGGUUGCUUUGGGAGAAAAUCGAUUUGAAGCUCACCGGUGAAGAGCUCAUGGGCUCCAUCUUGGGGGGAAGAACGAACUGUUAAGGAAAGGCCAAGUCAUUGAAGACAGGGCUCAUUAUUAACCUCUCAAUCUGCUUAUUUGAAGUCACAACAAUGAACAUUGUGGUUGGAGUUGCCGUUGAAGCCAUCACCGAAGUGGUUAAGUAUUUGGCUUCUCCGAUCACGCGUCACGUUAGUUAUCUUUAUCAUCACAAGAGAAACGCUAAUGACCUUAGAAUCCAAAUGGUAAGACUUGGAGAAGUGACAGAGGACACAAAACGCUUGGUGAAUGCAGCUGAGAUGAGAGGAGAAGUGAUCAGAGUUGUGGUGAGAGGUUGGCUAGAAAAAGUUAAUGGAAUACUGUCUAAGGAGACAGAAUUGCAGAAUGCACUGAAAGAGAGCAAGGGAUGCCUUCAAGGGGGUUGCUCAGGGCUUUAUCAGGUAGGGAAAAAUGCAAAACACAUGAUUGAUGAAGUCAAGGAGCUCCUAAAUGAAGGCAAAACAUUUGUUGCUGCUGGUGUGUCAGAUCCUUCUCCACUUCCUCCCAGUCUAGAAUCCAUACAAAUGCUAGAUUUUCAAGUUUACGAUUCCACCAAAUUAGCCAUGGAUCAAAUCAUGAAUGCUUUGAAGGAUGAGGAUUUCAACAUGGUUGGUGUAUAUGGGAUAGGAGGGGUCGGAAAGACAACCUUGAUGAAAGAAGUGGCUAAAAUUUCAAAAAAAGACGGUUUUUUUGAUCAAGUUAUGAUGGUCAUUGUAUCUCAAAGCCCGGACUUGAAGAAGAUCCAAGGAGAAAUUGCGGAGAACUUGGGCCUGCAGCUUACACAAGAGUCCCUAUAUGUGAGGGCAAGAAUUUUAUCAGAGAGAAUGAAGAAGGAGAAACGAAUCCUCCUAGUCUUGGAUGAUUUGUGGACACCACUGAAUUUAGUAGAGGAGGUAGGAAUUCCCUAUGGAAACAACUACAAAGUAGUUCUCACAACAAGACAGCUUGAGGUGUGUAAUCAAAUGAAGACCCAAUCCAAUGUCGAAGUAAAAGUAUUAUCAGAAGGAGAUGCAUGGGUUCUAUUCAAAUGGGCUGUUGGAGAUCGUAUAGAGAUCGACGAUACACUACGUCCCGUGGCGAAUCUAGUUGUUAGUGAAUGUGCAGGUUUGCCCUUAGCAAUUGUAGUAAUUGGAAGUACAUUGCGAGAUAAGGACCGGCAUACAUGGGAAGAUGCAGCUAGUGAACUCAAGAAAUCAAGCUCAUCGCCACCGGAUAUAGAAGGUGUGCAUAAAAAAAUAUUCUGCCCCCUAAAAUGGAGUUACGACUUUAUUGAUAAUGAUGCCACCAGAUUUUGCCUGUUGCUAUGUUGUAUGUUUCCUGAAGACUACAGUAUUUCUGUUGAGAAGGAUUUGCUUCCUUAUGUGGUGGGGGAGGGGUUGUUUGAAAAUGUAUACACCCUUACUGAAGCAAUGAAUAGGCUGGGCACACAGAUGGAAAGACUUAAGCGAUCAUGCUUAUUAUUAGAGGAUGAUAGAGAAGGAUAUGUAAGGAUGCAUGAUGUUAUUCGGGAUGUGUGUAUAUGGAUUGCAUCCAAUGAAGUCCAUGGUUUUGUUGUAAAAUCUGGUAGACCAUUGAGCAAUUGGCAUAAUUGUGGGGAGAUCCUAAGGAAAUGCAAGCGACUUUCGUUAAUGCGAAGUCAAAUUACAAAGCUCCCCAAUUGGAUCGAUUGCUCUCAGCUCAUGACCUUAUCCUUACGUGGAAAUCGGGAUUUGACAGAAAUACCUGACGCUGAUGGAUUUUUUCAGGGGAUGAUAUCAUUGAAGACUCUAGAUUUGACUUACACAUCUAUCUCUUCAAUACCAUCUUCUUUGUGUUGCUUAACGGAACUUCGAGUGUUGCUUAUCAGUGGAAGUGAGACUUUUGAUGUCUCAUUGCUUGGGAAGUUGAAGAAACUUGAAAUACUACGCCUCUUCAAUUGCAAUAUAUUAAAAUUAUUGGCAGAAGAUGUAGAAGAGCUUACAAAUCUGAAGUCAUUGGAUUUGUCAUGGAAUGGGAAGUUGAUUAUUGCCCCGAAUACUCUAUCGAGGCUGUCUCUUUUGGAAGAACUCAAUCUUACGAAAAGCUUUGAUGAGUGGGGGGAGAUUUUCGACGAAGGAUCAAAUAAUAUUGGCUUAUCUGAGGUUGCAUCUUUGUCUGCAUUGACUACACUAUACAUAAGGAUAUGGAAUUUCAAAUAUUUGUCUGCAAAUAAUAAUAAUAAUAAUAAUACUAUCCCAAUAUUUCGUUGGGAAAACAUGACACGCUUCAUUGUGAUUUUGGGAAACCUCAAUUGGCUUCAUGUGUACAUUAAUGGCAAGAAAUUUGCUACUGAGGUGUAUAUUUGUGGAAUAUCCAUCCCUCAACAUCCACAUUCUGAUUGGGUGAGGUGGUUGAUAUAUUUGUUGGAACGAACAGAAACGCUACUGCUCAGAGAGUGUCAUGGUCUUAGUAAGUAUGGUCUAAGCAGCCUAAUUGGUGCAGGAGGAGCAGGUGGAAUAAGGGUUUUGAAUAAGUUGCAAAUUCUGCGUGUUGAGAGAUGUGAUGAUGUGGAAUAUCUUAUGAGUACUACUACUAAUACAACCACUGUUGUUGAUGAGGCAGAAGAAGAAGACCAUCAUCAUCAUUAUCAUUAUCAAAUUCAAGAUGAGGUUCCACAGCAAAUCACAACAUUCAGCAGUUUGAAAAAGCUAUACUUGCAGUCCCUACCGAAAUUGAAGGCAAUCUGCCAAUAUGGGUCUAUUCCAGUUCCAAGUACUGGUGGAGGAGGAGGAGGAGGAGGGGGAGGAUUCUUCAACAACCUAAGAUCUCUAUAUGUGUCUGGUUGUUCGAGUCUAAUUAGUAUCAUACCCUCUGAUCUGCUGGCAAACCUACCAAAUUUAGAACAACUCGAGGUAAGGGAUUGUUCUAAAACGACUGAGGUAUUCAACUCCAAAGACCAAGAAGGGCAUCAUGAUUUGCUGGCCACAACGUUAAUAUUUCCGAAACUAAGACAAUUGGAUCUAUGGAACCUCCUUUCUCUAAAGACCAUAUGGGAUGGCGUUGUUUCACCUUCAAGCUUCCUAAACCUAGAGGACAUAUUCUUGAACAACUUGGGAGUGAACUUUGUGUUCUCACUAGCCAUGGCGCAGAGGCUUCAACAACUAAAGGAGCUUCAGAUUUCGGAUUGUCCAAAUAUGGUGCAAAUAAUCUCAUUAUUAAUGGAGGGAGAAGAUGACAUGGAAAAGGAGGAGGCCAUCAUCACUUGCAAGAAUACGGUACUGUUUCCUCAACUUAGGGUUCUAAGGUUAGUCAACCUGCCAAAUCUCUCAGUGGUGAGUAAAAGGGUAUUACGCAGCAGCAGCAGCAGCAGUAGCAGCAGCAGCAGCAGCAGCCAUGAUUAUAAUUACUAUUGGCCUUCAUUGGAAACAUUGAAGAUUGUUGACUGCCCCAAUCUGAAAAGGCUUCCCGUGAGUCCACAUACAACCGCAACAACACUGAGGGAAAUUGAGGUAAAAGAAGAAUGGUUCAAUGCAUUGGAGUACUGGGACGAUGAUGAUGAUGACCAAAAUCCUCAUGACAAGUUGCAGCACCUACAAGAAAGGGGAGUCCAGGUUAGAUUUGUUCAAUGGUGAUGAUAAUGACGAUGAUGAAUAAUUUGACGACACAGAUGAUGACUAACUUUCUGGGACAUGGGUGAUGGAUUCAUAUUUUGGAGGAUGUGCAUCCUGUUUGUGCCCAUUUCUUUCUUUUUCACUCUAUUCUUUCGCUUUGACCUGCAAGUAUCAGAUGCCUGAUUGCCCAAGAAGAAAGGAGACCGAUCAAUGACCCGUUGUCCAACUGUUUACUGGUCGGCCACGGUACUUCAGUUUGGCAACAUUUGGAGUGCUACAAAUUGGAGUUCUUGAGAUAUUGAUUGAUAAACAGUUCAAAAGUUGGAGUUUUGAUGGAUGUUUUUUGAGUGAUCAUUACUAUGUUGUUUGAUGUCAUCUGUUUCUUAUGAUGUAGUUGUUCAAAACUGUAAUUUAAUUGAUUUGGAAUUUUAGAUGAUA
Macadamia integrifolia is the source of this 4221-nucleotide messenger RNA. RefSeq names its product probable disease resistance protein At4g27220. The transcript has 5 exons. Lineage: Eukaryota; Viridiplantae; Streptophyta; Magnoliopsida; Proteales; Proteaceae. The coding region runs from base 289 to 3804 and encodes 1171 amino acids. Gene Ontology annotation, molecular function: protein binding; ADP binding. The record is from RefSeq and is a predicted model, not a curated record.